CAGAGACACCACAGAAGAAGAACAAGAAGAAGAAGAGGUGGAUUUAGUGGCGCUUUUUCUGCGUGUUUCCUGCGUGUUUUCUGCGUGUUUCCUGCGUGUUUUCUGCGUGUAAUGCUCGGUUCCUCCUGUCAGUGAGUGGAUGUGAGGAGGACAGAGGACAGACGACAGAGGAUGGGAGAGUCCUGGUCCUCCAGGUGCCUCGCGCUCUGCCUCGCGCUGCACAUAGUCUCAGUGCUACAGACCAUAGUGAGCGCAGGUCAGUGCGAUUCUGUGUUUCGAGGUUUCUCAGAUUGUCUCCUUCAGCUCGGAGAGAACAUGGCCAACUACCCUCAAGACCUGGAGGACCAGGAGAACCUGAGCAAGAUCUGCAGUUACUGGGAUAACUUCCACUCGUGCGCCACCACGGCGCUGGCCGACUGCCAGGAGGGCGCCACCGACCUGUGGGAGAAACUGAAAAAGGAAUCUCGUAAUAUGGAUUUCCGCGGGAGUCUUUUUGAACUUUGUGGAGGCGGAAACUCUGCGCCGAGGUCCUCUGAAAGCAGAGGGCUCGCCCUGGUGCUGCCCACUUUACUGACUUGGCUGGCGUUUUAACAAGGAAACACCACGAGAAAACCAACCAAGAAGAACAACAAAAGAAAAUAGCUACGAAAAAAUCAUCUCCAGAAAAAAACUCCAACGACGAUUCCCAAACAAAAAAAUGGAUUUUAUCGUUCCGCCUGCUUUGCCGUUUCUGGGACUUCUGCAGGCAUCCAAUCACAUUAAAUAUUCAACGUUCAGAGGAAGAGACGGUCGUGGAAACACAUCGAGGUGAAAUCUGAAUUAUUGAUGAUGCAGAGGCGGUUCUAGGGUCAGUCGCUGACGAGAGGCUCCUUUAAUAAUGGAGACAAAGACUAGAGCUCUUCAGUUCAUAGAGAAGAAAAUUAAUGACCUGGACUGUGUGUCAAUGACUUCUAGUCCUUACUUUACCAUUAACAUGCAGUCAGUCGCUGAACCAGAGGCACGUUUAAUAACAAAGGCUUCAGGAUUUAAGCUUCAGUUCAGAGAAACAACUUCAAAACAACAGACUAACCUACUUUACCGUUAACCGACAUGCAGUUUAGGGCAAUAAACACAUUCUUUCUGCAGCUAUUUCUUUAUUGGUUGGUAUUUGUUAUAAAAACCCCUUCCUGUCACCUUAACCCAGAUCACAGCUCAGUAUUAAACCUGAUCACAAACUGCAUUAUUAUAGAUGUGAUCUCUAGAACCGCCCAUGCAUCGAUGCUCGUCUGACACAGAACCAGGCGGUGCGUUCAGGGUCCAUGUGCAACGCUCCAAUAAAUCAAUAAUCCGGUCCUCUGGUUUCCAUCACGGACAGAUUCUCCUUUUCUAAAAGUGGACCGAAUGCCUGACGGAGAUAUUUGUAUUCUUACUGUUUAUCGUAAAGAAGCUACGCUCACACCAGAUCUUUUAGCACUCAGUUUUCACAGUUUCCUCCUGAACUGAUAAACCUCGGAGAACUGGGCCAUUGACUCUACUUUUGGUUGUUUCCAUUGGCCAAAAUGUUUUCCAACCAAUCAGGUCAGCAGAAGGUCCUCUCCUUUAGGUUGUUCUCUUGGCUAGCUAACCACAUUUCCAGCUAAACAUCAAAGCCUCGUAAAGAAGCCAAACAGAAGCUCAUAGCUAAUGCAGGAUAACGUCUUCAUUUGCACGUGUUUUGCCACAUUUGUGUUUCUACGUUUGCAUCGUUUCUCAUGGAAGUGUACAAAAUAUAUGUUAAUUGGCUCUAAGAUUGGAUGUUGAGUGUAACAUGUUGGAAUUAACCAUCAAGUGUUUGCUUUGAAAGGAAAGGUCCAAAGAAAUGACCUCAGAGUCUCCAACAGAGCACAUGGUCUGCUCUGAAACUGAAGGGGAACACUUGACCUGGCUCACCCAAUCUCUAGCUGAAUGAAAGCCUUCUAAAGAAGAAGCCAAACAGCAGCUCAUAGAUUAGUGCUUAUGCAGAAUCACCUCUUCAUUUGCACCUGGUUUGGCACAUCUGUGUUUCUAUAUGUAUCGUUUCUAAUGGAAGUGUUUAUGGCCGUUUGCACCCGUUGGCCAACUUACAAAGAAUGUGUUAAUUGGCUUUAAGAUUUGAUAUUGAGUGUUAAAUGUUGGAGUUAACCAAUAAAACAACCAUCAAGUGUCAAAGACAUGACCUCAGAGGGUCCAAAAGGGCACAUGACCUGGCCUGGAACUGAAGGGGAACACUUGACCUGGCUAGCUCCACUAAUCUGAAGAAGCCUCUCUGGUUUCUGGUGUGACCGUAGCUUUGGUUUUUCCCACCAGUCCCUGAACCUGCAGGGAUUUAGAUGAACGUCUGCUUUUCAUUACAGAACUGGUGUUAGUUUGCAUGAUGCUGGUGGACAUGGUGUCAACACAUUUCAGGACAUGAGCACAAACUGUCAAAAAGAAAAGGUUGAAUUCACUCACCCAUUAUUAUUAUUAUUUAGCUUUAUGGACUCUCAGGUGCUAAUUGGGGUUAACCCUUUACUGACUGCAGUCACUCAGGUGUGUUCCUGUUAGCGGUUAGAAAGAAGGUUCAGGUUAGCACACUGUAAAGAAGCUAAAAUCACGCAAACCUCUAAUUAGCAUCUAAACACACUUGUUUAUAGCAAUGCAUUUUGAUGCUAAAAACAGACAAUGCUAGGUUAGCAGCUAAACCAACUAGCUUUAUGUUAGCAAAGCAUGUUGAUGCUGAAAACAGACAAUGCUAGGGUUAGCAGCUAAACCAACUAGCUUUAACUUAGCAAAGCAUUUUGAUGCUGAAAACAGACAAUGCUAGGGUUAGCAGCUAAACCCACUAGCUUUAUGUUAGCAAAGCAUUUUGAUGCUGAAAACAGACAAUGCUAGGGUUAGCAGCUAAACCCACUUCAUGUUAGCAAAGCAUUUGUCUGAAAACAGACAAAGCUAACAUGGAUUCUGUGAGGUUAGCUACUAGCUUCCUUUAGCAGCUAAACUAGCUUCCUUUAGCAGCUAAACUAGCUUCCUUUAGCAGCUAAACUAGCUUCAUUAAUGUUGGUGAUGUUCAGAGAGUGUGUUAGGCUAACUUGAUGUAGCUCAUCAAUCCUGGUUUCCUUCAGGUCUAGAAGUCUAAUCCCCACAUCUGGACCUCUUCUCGCUCAGUUUGUGCUCACGUCCCUCCGUUAGCACCUGUUAGCUUAGCAUACCUUUAGUUGAUGUUGGUGUUUGAUGAAUGUGAGAGACAGAGAGAAUAGAAGCAGCAAUAUGAAGACUGUGAUAAUGACCCGUGGCUGAAGAGAGAGAGACUGUUCCUCAUAUCGCUGAGAUGACUUCAGGUCUGAACGUAGCAUCAUGAAGUCUGAGGAGUUUACCUUCAAGACCUUUGUUUGUUGGUUUGUUUGUUUGUUUGUUUAUGAGGAUGUAACUAAAGUUUAAAAAGAUAAAAUCAUCUAACGAGAGAAUAUGUAUAUCAGAAUGAUUUAAAAAAAACUCUAUUAUAGAUCGUCUAUCAGACAAAAGGUUUACAGAGUAUAGAAGAGACAACAAAUAAAAUGUUUGAAGAGAAA
Molecule: messenger RNA, 3545 nt
Organism: Trematomus bernacchii (emerald rockcod)
Lineage: Eukaryota; Metazoa; Chordata; Actinopteri; Perciformes; Nototheniidae
Gene: nrn1a
Product: neuritin 1a
Exons: 3
Coding region: 172-591 (139 amino acids)
Biological process (GO): nervous system development; neuron projection extension
Cellular component (GO): plasma membrane
Source: RefSeq, a predicted model, not a curated record